CUGUCCCGCCUAUGCCGCGUUGGAUUGUGGGAUAGAAUCCUUGAAACGACAACAAACUAUCUUCGCCGUUACCUCCGAAGAUAACUUCGUUUUUGUAAUAUAUGAUUAAUAUAUCAUAAGCGUUUUGUACCAAACCAGAUAGAAAGAGAAAUGGAAAAUGUGCAUCUGGCUGUGGAGGAGGAGGAUCUUUAUUCCGGCUACAACGAUUAUAAUCCAACAUUUGACUCUGAGGAGUUGGAGAAUGACGUGGGCUUCCAGCAAGCAGUGAGGACAAGUCAUGGAAGAAGACCUCCUAUGACUGCCAAGUUUCCUGGCACUGCCAUUGGAGCUCGACCUCUAGCUUCUUCCUUUGGAUCUCGGAUCCCCAUGGCCUCUUCAAUGGGCAGACCAAUGACUGGAGCUGUGCAGGAUGGAGCAGCCCGACCAAUGACUGCUGUCAGAGCAGCAGGUUACACCUCCUCCAUGACCCGAGGCUCGACCUUUGACCCUCUGGGCCAGUCCAAAGGCCCUGCACCUCCACUUGAAGGAAAGAAUGAGGACACGCCCGAGGAGAAGAUCAAGAUCCUGGAGAAGAAAGUGAAUGACCUGAUAGAAGAGAGCUGCAUGGCACAGAGCAUCGGAGCCUUACAACUGGCUCUUGAAAAAGCUAAAGAGGCAGGGAGGAAGGAGAGAACUCUGGUGAGACAGAGGGAACAGUCUGGCAACGCAGACCACAUCAAUUUAGACCUCACCUACUCUGUUUUGCUGAACCUUGCCAACCAGUAUGCGAACAAUGAAAUGUACCCAGAGGCUCUAAACAGCUACCAGGUCAUCGUGAAGAACAAGAUGUUCAAUAACGCAGGCCGCCUGAAAGUCAACAUGGCCAACAUCUACGUCAAACAGAAGAGCUACCCCAAAGCCAUCAAGUUCUAUCGAAUGGCUCUGGAUCAGAUCUCCAACGCUCACAAGGAGAUGAGGAUCAAGAUCAUGCAGAACAUCGGUGUGGUCUUUAUCCGCAUGGGCCAAUACUCAGACGCCAUAACAUCUUUCGAGCACAUCAUGAGUGAGAGCCCCAACAUCAAGACGGGCUUCAACCUCAUCCUGUGCUACUACGCCAUCGGAGACAGGGAGAGGAUGAAGAAGGCCUUUCAGAAGCUCAUUUCUGUUCCUCUGGGAAUCGAUGAUGAAGACAAGUACAUCCCACCUAAUGAUGACACCGGCUCAAGUAUGGUCAUCGAUGCCAUAAAGAACGACAAACUUCACCAGAUGGAGAGAGAUCUAAAAGUCCUGGCUGAGAAGUACAUCAUGACUGCAGCCAAGCUCAUUGCUCCAGCCAUUGAGACAUCUUUUGCAACAGGAUUUGACUGGUGUGUGGACAUGGUGAAGAGUUCUCAGUAUGUUGAGCUUGCCAACGAUCUGGAGAUAAACAAAGCGAUCACCUACCUCAGACAGAAGGACUUCAACCAGGCAGUGGAGACGCUAAAGACAUUUGAAAAGAAGGACAGCAGAGUGAAGAGUGCUGCAGCCACCAACCUCUCUUUCCUCUACUUCCUGGAGAAAGACUUUGACCAGGCUGACCGAUACGCCGACCUCGCCAUGAACGCUGAUCGCUACAACCCAGCAGCUCUUAUCAACAAAGGCAACACUGUGUUCGUCAAGCAAGACUACGAAAAGGCUGCAGAGUUCUACAAAGAAGCGCUGAGGAAUGAUUCCUCCUGCACCGAGGCCCUCUACAACCUGGGUCUAACCUAUAAGAAACUGAACCGACUGGAGGAGGCUUUGGACUGCUUCCUGAAGCUCCACGCCAUUCUGAGAAACAGCGCUCAGGUCAUGUAUCAGCUGGCCCACCUCUAUGAGCUUCUGGAAGAUCCCCAGCAGGCCAUUGAGUGGUUGAUCCAGGUCCUGAGUGUAACUCACACUGACCCCCAGGCACUGGCCAAGCUGGGUGAGCUCUACGAUGGGGAGGGGGACAAGUCCCAGGCUUUACAGUACUACUACGAGUCCUUCAGGUACUUCCCCUCCAACAUCCAUGUUAUCGAGUGGCUCGGGGUUUACUACAUUGAGGCACAGUUCUGUGAGAAGGCUAUCCAGUUCUUUGAAAGAGCCACACUUAUUCAACCAACCCAGGUGAAAUGGCAGCUAAUGGUAGCAAGCUGCUACAGAAGAAGUGGAAACUACCAGAAAGCACUGGAAACGUAUAAAGACAUUCACCGCAAGUUUCCAGAAAACGUGGAAUGCCUUCGUUUCUUGGUGAGAUUGUGCACAGAUAUGGGUUUGAAGGAAGUCCAAGAAUACUCCACCAAGCUGAAGAAGGUGGAGAAGAUGAAGGAGAUAAAGGAACAGAGGGUGAAGUCAGGGCGCGAGGGCAGUGCCCGAGGUCGGAGAGAAGGCAGAGAGGGCAGUGCCGGGAGUGCCGUCUCCACACCUGUCCUCACUCCUCCGAAGAAGGCCAGCAUUAUCGAGACGGAUGUUAAAACAGUAACUCAACCUGAGUCUAAACAACUCAGUCCGCUGUUGGACUCAGGGAGAGACAGUGGCCACAGCAGCAACAGCACUAAAGGGGAGCGGCUGAGCGCCAAGAUGAGGUCACUUCCUGGCUCCAAUGAGCCCUACGAGACCAGCAGCCCAAAAGAAAUAGAUGCAUCCUACGUGGACCCACUUGGGCCUCAAGUUGAGAGACCAAAGACGGGAGCAAAGAAGCGCGUAGAGGACGACGAUUUUGCAGAUGAGGAGCUGGGAGACGACCUGCUACCGGAGUAGCUGCCUCCACCUACCUCUCAGCUCUACAGAGGAAAAAAAAACAUUAUAGGAGAAAGAAAUUAUUUUUCAAUUUCAUGUGCAUCUUGUACUCUUGUUACUUCUGAGUCUAGAAGUGAGAUGUCUUCACUUCCAACUGACCUUCAUCUGAGUAACUUUGCUUCAAGAAAAGUUAUAGUAAAUAGUUAUUCAUAUAAAGGAGGAAUAGCUGUAUGUAUGGACUGAAUGCACACACGUCUAGCAGUCUGGACAGUUUUGUUUUGGCUCUCAACUGCAACAUGAUUUGAGAAGGUUGAAAAAAAUAACAAUGAGUUUAAAGUGUUGAUGUUUAACUUCAUCUGGUAUGAAUGUAAACACGUUCAAACUCAAGUGUAUAGAAAUUAUAGACCUUUUUGGACAAACUGUUCCUCCCAGGAGUAAACAAGUUAUUUACUGUUAACACAGUGUCUAAACACCCUAAAAGAUGUUUGCCUUUUAACCUCAGUAAUUCUUUUCAUUUUGAGCUGGAGCCAAAACAAUGAAAAACAUCUAGCUGUUGUAAUUUUUGAGUGCAAUGUAUAUUUCCAUAUGUGUGUGUGAGCCUGGGAACCUUCUGGAAAAUCCAUCAAAUUUAUAUAAUCCGUCCAUUUCAGUUUACUUUUUACACUGUGUACUUAUUCCACAAAUGUCUAUUUGUAUUAUAAUAUUUAUUUUAUCUUGUUUUAUUAAUGUUCAUUUAUAUAAAUAAAAGAGAAAAUGUUUUAUCUAUUUAUGAAAAA
Molecule: messenger RNA, 3494 nt
Organism: Centropristis striata (black sea bass)
Lineage: Eukaryota; Metazoa; Chordata; Actinopteri; Perciformes; Serranidae
Gene: ift88
Product: intraflagellar transport 88 homolog
Exons: 27
Coding region: 151-2739 (862 amino acids)
Biological process (GO): inner ear receptor cell stereocilium organization; non-motile cilium assembly; kidney development
Cellular component (GO): ciliary base; centriole; ciliary basal body
Molecular function (GO): kinesin binding
Source: RefSeq, a predicted model, not a curated record